AUUUUUAAAAUUCAGUCGAGAAUUGGACUCAGUGCGGAUUACACGGCUUUAAUAAAAUGCUCGCGUUACGACUGUGCAGUCUUCUUCCAAUAAUUGUAGCUUUGCCAAGUCUCUUAGACGGAGCUCGCAUACUGGCAAUAUUUCCUUUUCCGGGCCCUUCGCAGUACAUCAAUGUGGUUCCGUAUUUAAAGACACUUGCCUCGCGAGGUCAUGACGUUACUUCAGUGAAUGCAUUUCCGCAAAAGAAACCUGUAAAAAACUUUCGUGAUAUUGUCGUUCUGGAAGUAUUUCAGUCCUAUGAAGAAACAAUCAGUACAUUGAGUGACGCCAAGAAUACGUGGGAGGAAAACAAUUUUAUAAAUGAUUUUUUUAUCAGUGUAACAAAGGCAGUGCUGAACAAUGCUGAAGUACAACGGGAGCUCCUUCCACGUGGUAAAGCUCAGUAUGAUUUGAUCAUUGUAGAGGCUUUACGAACCGAUGCACUUUAUGGAUUUGCUGCACAUUUCAAUGCGCCCAUUAUUGGCAUUUCUACUUUUGGUACCGACUGGAAUAUUGAUGAGUUGGUUGGCAAUACUGCUCCUCUUUCUUACAUACCGCUUGUCACCGCUGGUCUAAGCGAUCGAAUGACCUACUGGGAGAGAGUUCAUAAUUUUGUUGAGACAUCCAUAGCAUGGGUCAAUUGGAAACUGAAAUAUCACCCAGUUCAGGUCAAGCUGUAUGAGCAAUUCUUUCCUCAUGUCGCCAACAAAGUUCCAUUGGUUGAGCUAUCCAAGAACUUCUCAUUAGUUCUACUCAAUCAGCACUUUUCGCUCAGUUUCCCUCGUCCCUAUGUGCCAAAUAUGAUCGAGGUGGGAGGACUACAUAUAUCUCACAAACCUGCCCCAUUGCCGAAAGAUAUGGAAGACUUUAUCGAGGGUGCUGGAUCGGCAGGAGUUAUCUACUUCUCACUAGGAUCAAAUGUUAAAAGCAAGGAUUUACCUGAAGAGCGCAGACAAAUGCUACUUAAAACUUUUGCAAGUCUUCCACAGCGUGUACUGUGGAAAUUUGAAAAUGAUCAGUUACCUGGAAAACCGUCUAAUGUAUUUCUUAGCAAGUGGUUUCCACAGCCUGACGUUCUAGCGCAUCCUAAUGUGAAACUUUUCAUUACUCAUGGAGGCUUGCUGAGUACGAUUGAGAGUAUUCACCACGGCAAGCCUGUGCUCGGUUUGCCAUUCUUUUACGACCAGUUUCUUAACGUUGAACGUGCUAAGCGAGCUGGUUUCGGCCUGGGCCUCGAUCACAAGGAGAUGACAUCCGAGGAAUUAAAAAAUACAAUUCAACGACUACUGACGGAGUCCAGUUUUGCGAAGACAGCUCAACAGAUGUCAGCUCGGUAUCGAGAUCAGCCGAUGAGUCCUCAGGAGACUGCUGUUUGGUGGACUGAGUAUGUACUGCGACACAAUGGAGCACAUCACAUGCGGGUUGCGGCACAGGAUCUUAGUUUUGUGGAAUAUCAUAAUUUGGAUGUGCUUGGAACGUUCGUAGGUAUUAUUGUUAUAGUACUUGUUGCAGCUACUUUGAUCGUAUGUAAGCUCUUUGGUUUUGGCAAAAGUCAGAAGGUAUGCAAUAGAAAAAAAUUGAAGGAUCAAUAAUAUAUUAUCGACAGUUAAACUCUAGUUAAAAU
Messenger RNA from Drosophila sulfurigaster albostrigata, 1663 nucleotides. Its product is annotated as UDP-glucosyltransferase 2-like. The coding region runs from base 57 to 1631 and encodes 524 amino acids. Lineage: Eukaryota; Metazoa; Arthropoda; Insecta; Diptera; Drosophilidae. Gene Ontology annotation, molecular function: UDP-glycosyltransferase activity. The transcript has 2 exons. The record is from RefSeq and is a predicted model, not a curated record.